AUGCAGCCGGCGGUUUUGUUCCAGAAUGCUACAGCCACGCCACAGUUACUGCAGUCGUCUGCAGUGGAGACGCCACGUAGUGCAGCAGUUCCCAUUUUUCCGCUUAAUCUGUCAUCGUCUUUACCAAGUCAGCAGCAGCAGCAAGCCCCAGUAGUUACCGCUGGGACGACUGCUGGAAAGGACGCUUCGCUUUUUAGUAAUCCUCCAGCAGCUACAACAACAGUCUCCUCCAGUGCAUUUUCUGGCAUACUACCGGCAGCAAUACCAAAAACCGCGGAAGCAAAAACUCCAGUAGUGGAUGAAACAGGAGGUAAAGUUACCGCUUCC
Molecule: messenger RNA, 327 nt
Organism: Gongylonema pulchrum
Lineage: Eukaryota; Metazoa; Nematoda; Chromadorea; Rhabditida; Gongylonematidae
Source: the annotation of a GenBank genome assembly